GUGUCGCUGCUCCGGCGGGCCCGGCCCGGCCCCGAUCGCUCCGGGCCCCACCGGGGACCCCCGGACCCGCCGGGCCGGGCAGGGCCAGGGCCGGGCCGGGGGCCCCGACGCGCUCCGGGCCCCGGGAAGGGCCGGGCCGGGGGCUCCGGGCCGCAGGUCCCGGACGGCGGAGCCGGGAGCGCCUCAGGUGGAAGAUGGGAUGUUUUAGGUGAAACCUGCUUGCCAUGAAAUCCCGAGGGAGAUAGAGGGACUGCAGUGGGAACUCCUUCUCACUCCUCCACAACAAAUCCAACAACUGCCUGAUGGGAUUUCCUCUCUGCCUGGCGUCAUGGGGAGCUGCUGCAGCUGUCUGUGCCCAGACAGCAUCCCAGACAACCAUCCCACCAAAUUCAAGGUGACCAACGUGGACGACGAGGGGCACGAGCUGGGCUCGGGGGUGAUGGAGCUGACGCGGCGGGAGCUGAUCCUGCACUCGCACAAGCGCGACGCCGUGCGGUGGCCGUACCUGAGCCUGCGGCGCUACGGCUUCGACUCCAACCUGUUCUCCUUCGAGAGCGGCCGCCGCUGCCACACCGGCCAGGGGAUUUUUGCCUUCAAGUGCUCCAGAGCAGAGGAGAUCUUCAACCUGCUGCAGGACCUGAUGCAGUGCAACAGCAUCAACGUGGUGGAGGAGCCCAUGGUGGUCACCAGGAGCAGCCGCCCCUCGGAGGGGGAGCUGGCCCACAGCCCCCAGGGCCCCCCCAGUCUGGGCUACACUGGGCUUCCCAAUGGAUUUCACAGCUUCCCUGGAGAAUCCCUGUCCUGCUCUGCAGCCCAGCAGCCCUCAGUGAGCAGCCUGAGACAUUCCUCUGUGGGGGAAGACUCUACCCAUCCCCUGCUGGGGCCUGACGAGCAGUCCCACACCUACGUCAACACCGGCGAGCCGGAGCCGAGGGGCCGCCACUGUUUGCACCCCCUGCCUGAAGCCCACCCUCCUUUCCCCCCUAGGAACCACAGCUGCUCCCUGGAAGACCGAAACCCCCAGGUCUUCCUGCAGCCAGGGGAGGUGAAAUUCGUGCUGGCUCCCACCUCGGGUUACCGCCGGCUGUGCCGGCAGCCCCGGCCAUGCCGGCCUCACCUCUGCGCCCCCAACAACAACAACAACGAGUGCCAGCAGGGCUGUCCGUCCCCACAGUGUGUCUAUGAGAACCUCAACGGGCUGGUGGUGCCCAGCAGCUCGUCCCUGUGCCGGGCUGGCCGCUCCAAGGCGUCCCGGGAGGACGGCGGCUGCUCCCAGCGCCGCUCGGCGCUGCUGCACUACGAGAACCUGCCGGCGCUGCCGCCGGUGUGGGAGCUGCAGCCGGCCCAGCACAGGGAUGAGGACGCCGGCAUGGCGCCCACGCCGUCCCCAAACGGCUUCUCUGAGGCUGGAGAGGAGGAGCCCCUGCAGAACCCCGCGGGCUCGGAGCCGCGCCGCGCUUUCCUGCCCAGGCCCCGGCGCAGCCGCCUGCCCAACGUCUUCAGCUUCGACUUCCCCCGGCCCUGCCCGGAGCCGCCGCGGCAGCUCAACUACAUCCAGGUGGAGCUGGAGCCCGAGGCCUGCAAGGGACAGCAGGAGCCCAGGGUGGCGGCCCCUGGCAGCCCCGGUGCCCGCCGCACCGACUCCUACGCCGUCAUCGACCUCAAGAAGACGGCGGCCAUGUCCAGCCUGCAGCGGGCCCUGCCCAGGGACGAUGGCACCUCGAGGAAAACUCGCCACAACAGCACUGACCUGCCCCUCUGAGGGCCCCAAGUGCCAGCCCCGUGUCGUGGCUUUGGUCCCUGCCCCUCGUUGUGUCCUGUCCCCCCUGAGUGUGGCUCCCUCUCUCGCCAUUGCCAUCGCCGGGGCCCAGCGUGGCUCCUGCAGCUGCUGCUCUUGAGGCUCUGUCUGUCUGUCUGUCUGUCCUCCCCUCUCUGUGUGUUGCUCGUUUUUCAAGCCUUGUGGGAUGUGUGGUGGUUUUUCAAGCCUUGUGGGAUGUGUGGUGGUUUUUCAAGCCUUGUGGGACGUGUGGUGACUCUGAGGGUGGAAUUGCGGUGGCACAGCCUGGGCUGGGGCAGGGCAGGGGCAGCUGGGCAGUGCCUGGGGCAGUGCUCCCAAAACUGAGCUGCUCCAGGAGCUCUGUGCAAAUGGAGCCUGUUCCUCAUGGAUUUCACACCUCCAGGAGAGCUCUGUGGUGAGGCCACUCCAGAGCUGGGCUUUGCCUUGUGCUCCCACUGGUGCCUGGAGAUGAGGAGCUCGCGCCGUGGCCUUUCCCCCCUCAGCUCGCUGCUCGUUCCUGAAGCUUUUUAUCCUUCUGUCCCUGUCUCAGAUCCAAUUUCAAUUGGGCAGCUGCAAUGAAACCAGGAGGACACAGAGCCAUGGGCACACACUGUGAUCACAGAAACCUGAUUGCCUAAAUCCUUAAAUUCCCUCCCCUGCUUUAGAAGAGGAGGGAAAGGCCACAACCAUGAGGGAGACUGAAAGUUUGGUCUAGAAAACUUCACUUGUGCCAUACCCUGCUUUGUUUUUUUUUUUUUUUUUACCAGGGUUCUAUUUGGCAGCUGCUGAGAAGUGCUGUGGGUUUAUUUAUUUGUUUACUUAUUUAUUUAUGAGCUGCUCCUUUGCAUCCCAGUUCGUUGCCAAACUGGUGCCAGUCUGCAGCCUGUGCUCGCCGGGGCUCGCUCCUGCUUGGGAGGGCAGGUCCCAAAAGAGCUUGGUGGCUUUGCUGAGCCACCAACUGGGGGAAAACCACAGCGGAGAGGAGCAGCUGGGCAUGCAGAAUGUGUGAACUGGGGGGCUGAGUGUCGGGGGGUGGGUGGGAAAUGGAAUGGGAGCCGUGGGAGUGGGAGCGGAGCCGCCGGGCAGCCGAGCUUGGAGCGGCAUCAAAGCGACACCCACGAGCCCGGCUGGGGCUGGGAGCAGCCCAGCUCGGUGGCACGAGGGGAUGAGCACUUUGUUCUCUCAGCUGUGGGCCUGGGAGGGCUCAGGUUCCGGGUACAUUCGUGGCCUUUUGCUGUGGAUUUCUGUCCCGAUGCCGGGGUGGCGCUGGGCUGCCCCGGGAUGUCCCCUCGUCCCUCCCUGUGGGACACGUGGCACCUCGGCCUUUCCCUGGAUUUCUGUGCCUGUUCUGAUGGAGAGCGGUGCUCUGGGGUGCUCUGGGAUCCUCUGGGGUGCUCUGGGAUGCUCUGGGAUUCUCUGGGGUGCUCUGGGGUCCUUUAGGAUGCUCUGGGAUCCUCUGGGAUUCUCUGGGGUGCUCCAGAAUCCUUUAGGAGGCUCUGGGAUCUUCUGGGAUGCCCUGGGAUCCUCUGGGAUGCUCUGGGAUCAUUUAGGAUGCUCUGGGAUGCUCUGGGACCCUUUAGGAUGCUCUGGGAUCCUCUGGGGUGCUCUGGGAUCUUGUGGGAUUCUUUGGGGUGCUCCGGGAUCCUUUAGGAGGCUCUGGGAUGCUCUGGGAUUUUCUGGGAUGUUCUGGGAUCCUCUGGGUUGCUCUGGAGUGCUCUGGGAUGCUCUAGGAUUCUCUGAGGUUCUCUGGGAUGCUCUGGAAUGCUGUGGGAUCCUCUGGGGUGCUCUGGGAUUCUCUGGGAUGCUCUGGGAUCCUUUAGGAUGCUCUGGGAUCCUUUAGGAUUCUCUGGGAUGCUCUGGGACCCUUUAGGAUGCUCUGGGAUCCUCUGGGAUGCUCUGGGACCCUUUAGGAUGCUCUGGAAUCCUUUAACAUUCUCUGGGAUUCUCUGGGGUGCUCUGGGAUCCUCUGGGAUGCUCUGGGAUCCUUUAGGAUUCUCUGGGAUGCUCUGGGAUCCUUUAGGAUUCUCUGGGGUGCUCCAGGAUCCUUUAGGAGGCUCUGGGAUCCUCUGGGAUGCUCUGGGACCCUUUGAGAUUCUCUGGGAUGCUCUGGGAUGCUCUGGGACCCUUUGAGAUUCUCUGGGAUGCUCUGGGAUCCUUUAGGAAGCUCUGGGGUGCCCUGGAUCCGCCCUCCGUGCCAGCUGUGCCCGUGUUCCUGCUGGGACAGGGGCUGGCUGCAGUGCCAGCCCUCGUGUCCCCCUUGUCCUUGUCCCUCUGUUGACCCCCCAUGGGAGAGGAAGGAGCCCCAUCCCCCAGCUCCAGCUCCAGGCCUUGCAAAUUCACAAGUUCUGCCUUUUUUAAUUUUGUUUUUUUGGUGCUGUCCUGUCCUGUUGAGCCGUGACCCUGUUGGGGACAAGGCCAGGUGUCCCCAGUGCCAUGUUUGUGUCGCAGAACGUGCAGUCCUUGGCUUGCUGUUGCACUGUCAGUUCCAAGUGUGCCACCUGCUUCAAUCCACUGGUUUUUCUUUUCAUUUUGGAGGUCCUUGUGCUCGUCUUCCAUUCUUUCAUCUGUCCUUUGUGCCACCUGUAACUGAAAGGAGACCCAAGUAAUAUAUUUUUAUAUGUAUAACAAAUGAUUUUAUUUGAAGGAAAAAAAAAACAAAACAAAACAAAAAACAGCCCCCAACCCCAAGUAAUGUAUCCUCCUAAAUCCAGCUUUCAUUUAGGGAAGUGAGAGAAGAAAUUGUUUAUAUCUAUCUAUCUAUAUAAAUAUAUAUAUAUACAUAUAUAUAUAUGAAAGUUAACUGCGUUAAGCUUUAAAUAAAGUAUUUAAAUAAAGAA
Messenger RNA from Zonotrichia leucophrys gambelii, 4614 nucleotides. It is a transcript of the gene FRS3, whose product is annotated as fibroblast growth factor receptor substrate 3. The transcript has 7 exons. The record is from RefSeq and is a predicted model, not a curated record. Gene Ontology annotation, cellular component: cytoplasm. The coding region runs from base 329 to 1762 and encodes 477 amino acids. NCBI's taxonomy places the organism in Eukaryota, Metazoa, Chordata, Aves, Passeriformes, Passerellidae. Gene Ontology annotation, biological process: fibroblast growth factor receptor signaling pathway. Gene Ontology annotation, molecular function: transmembrane receptor protein tyrosine kinase adaptor activity; fibroblast growth factor receptor binding.